AUGAAACCAGAGGGAAAAGAGAGUGAUAUGAAGCUGGUGAAAGGACAGAUUACAGAUUUGGCUAAAACUGACCCAGAGCAGGACGUUGCAGGGAUCAGUGUUUGUGCGUCAGACUCAUCGCUGCAGAGGCGGCAGGAGGAACAGAAGCGGCAGGAGGAACAGAAGCGGCAGGAGGAACAGAAGCGGCAGGAGGAACAGAGGCGGCAGGUGGAACAGAAGCGGCAGGAGGAACAGAGGCGGCAGGUGGAACAGAAGCGGCAGGAGGAACAGAGGCGGCAGGAGGGAACAGAGGCGGCAGGAGGAACAGAAGCGGCAGGAGGAACAGAAGUGGCAGGAGGAACAGAGGCGGCAGGAGGAACAGAGGCGGCAGGAGGAACAGAAGCGGCAGGAGGAACAGAAGUGGCAGGAGAAACAGAAGCGGCAGGAGGAACAGAAGUGGCAGGAGGAACAGAAGCGGCAGGAGGAACAGAGGAACAGAAGUGGCAGGAGGAACAGAAGCGGCAGGAGGAACAGAAGCGGCAGGAGGAACAGAAGCGGCAGGAGGAACAGAAGCGGCAGGAGGAACAGAGGCGGCAGGAGGAACAGAAGCGGCAGGAGGAACAGAAGCGGCAGGAGGAACAGAAGCGGCAGGAGGAACAGAAGCGGCAGGAGGAACAGAAGCGGCAGAAGGAACAGAAGCGGCAGGAGGAACAGAGGCGGCAGGAGGAACAGAAGCGGCAGGAGGAACAGAGGCGGCAGGAGGAACAGAAGCGGCACGAGGAACAGAAGUGGCAGGAGGAACAGAGGCGGCAGGAGGAACAGAGGCGGCAGGAGGAACAGAAGCGGCAGGAGGAACAGAGGCGGCAGGUGGAACAGAAGCGGCAGGAGGAACAGAGGCGGCAGGUGGAACAGAAGCGGCAGGAGGAACAGAGGCGGCAGGAGGAACAGAGGCGGCAGGAGGAACAGAAGCGGCAGGAGGAACAGAAGUGGCAGGAGGAACAGAGGCGGCAGGAGGAACAGAGGCGGCAGGAGGAACAGAAGCGGCAGGAGGAACAGAAGCGGCAGGAGGAACAGAAGCGGCAGGAGGAACAGAAGCGGCAGGAGGAACAGAAGCGGCAGGAGGAACAGAAGCGGCAGAAGGAACAGAAGCGGCAGGAGGAACAGAAGCGGCAGGAGAAACAGAAGCGGCAGGAGAAACAGAAGCGGCAGGAGGAACAGAGGCGGCAGGAGGAACAGAAGCGGCAGGAGGAACAGAAGCGGCAGGAGGAACAGAAGCGGCAGGAGGAACAGAAGCGGCAGAGGGAACAGAAGCGGCGGGAGGAACAGAAGCGGCAGGAGGAACAGAAGCGGCAGGAGGAACAGAGGCGGCAGGUGGAACAGAAGCGGCAGGAGGAACAGAGGCGGCAGGAGGAACAGAAGCGGCAGGAGGAACAGAAGCGGCAGGAGGAACAGAAGUGGCAGGAGGAACAGAGGCGGCAGGAGGAACAGAGGCGGCAGGAGGAACAGAAGCGGCAGGAGGAACAGAAGCGGCAGGAGGAACAGAGGCGGCAGGAGGAACAGAAGUGGCAGGAGGAACAGAAGCGGCAGGAGGAACAGAAGUGGCAGGAGGAACAGAAGCGGCAGGAGAAACAGAAGCGGCAGGAGGAACAGAGGCGGCAGGAGGAACAGAAGCGGCAGGAGGAACAGAAGCGGCAGGAGGAACAGAAGCGGCAGGAGGAACAGAAGCGGCAGGAGGAACAGAAGCGGCAGGAGGAACAGAAGCGGCAGAAGGAACAGAAGCGGCAGGAGGAACAGAGGCGGCAGGUGGAACAGAAGCGGCAGGAGGAACAGAGGCGGCAGGAGGAACAGAAGCGGCAGGAGGAACAGAAGUGGCAGGAGGAACAGAGGCGGCAGGAGGAACAGAGGAACAGAACCCCCUCUACAGCUCCAAUCUGGCGCCCGCACACGCAGAGCACCCAGGGCCCAGCAGGUAAGCGGGUUGAGGAUGGUGAGAGGUCAGACCCGGCGGAGCAGCGCAGAAGGAUCGGGACUAUAAAGAGACGGAGACACGCGUGGAAAGAGGAAGCAGAGAAAGUCGAGGGCCCGAGAUGGACAUUAGCCGCUGAUUUGUGGCCAGGAGCGGUCAAGGCCGGGGACGAGGUACAGCCGGCACUUGGGGCAUAA
Molecule: messenger RNA, 2142 nt
Organism: Knipowitschia caucasica
Lineage: Eukaryota; Metazoa; Chordata; Actinopteri; Gobiiformes; Gobiidae
Source: the annotation of a GenBank genome assembly